Molecule: messenger RNA, 2826 nt
Organism: Cyprinus carpio (common carp)
Lineage: Eukaryota; Metazoa; Chordata; Actinopteri; Cypriniformes; Cyprinidae
Product: protein FAM102A-like
Exons: 12
Coding region: 297-1397 (366 amino acids)
Source: RefSeq, a predicted model, not a curated record
AUAAUCCCUGUAUAGUAAUCCAAACAAACUGAUCCGCGGACAGAAUCUCAUCUCAUCCAAACACAGGAGACAGAAACACUUGGGACACGACUGUGUCUCUCGAUUAGUGUUAAUGCUGCGAAUGUGUCAGAGCUGGAGAGUUUAUUACGCUGCGCGAGGAUCGGUGAGAAAAUCCGACGGAUGAUCGAUGAAAACAUGAUCCGCAGAGAGAGCUUCAGACAGAAUAAACCGUUAAAAAGCGCUCGGUUCAAACUCUAGACUUCACUGACGAUCAAAACCAUCUCGAGCUCGAGCUCAUGGCGUUUCUCGUCAAGAAGAAGAAGUUCAAGUUUCAGACUCUCGUAACUCUGGAGGAGCUGACAGCUGUGCCGUUUGUCAACGGGGUUUUGUUCUGUAAGAUCAGACUGCUGGAUGGAGGAGAUUUCACCGCUUCAUCAUCCAGAGAAGAGGUCCACCAGAACGCCGUUCGCUGGAGGAAGAGGUUCUCCUUUGUGUGCAAAAUGAGCGCCAACCCCGACACCGGCGUUCUGGACCCCUGCGUGUGUCGCGUCUCUGUCAGGAAGGAACUCAAAGGAGGAAAAGCAUAUUCAAAGCUGGGCUUUGCUGAUCUGAACAUGGCGGAGUUUGCUGGCUCGGGCUCCACCGCACGCUGCUGUCUGCUGGAGGGAUACGACACCAAGAACACCCGGCAGGACAACUCCAUCCUGAAGGUGACCAUCGGAAUGACCCUCUUAUCCGGAGAUCCCUGUUUCAAAACUCCUCCAAGCACGGCCAAAUGUAUAUCUGUGGCCGGUCGAGACCCUUCCCUGCAGCUGGACUGUAAAGGAGAAGGAACCGCUGAGGUUUUGCCCCGACUGACUAAACAGAGACCUUCUGUACUCAGCUCUGCUCUUCCCGAGGAGGUGGAUCAGGGUCAAAGUCCUGAUGAAUCGUUUCACACGGGACAUUCACGCAACUCGAGUUAUGCCAGUCAGCAGAGCAAGCUAUCAGGCUACAGCACGGAGCACUCCCGCUCCUCCAGUCUGUCUGAUCUGACCCAUCGCAGGAACACAUCUACAGGCAGCAGCGUGAGCGCCGACCCCCCGUCUGAGAGCGACACCCGUCCCGAGCGGCCUCCACGCCCCCCGCGGCCCAUCUUACCCUCCAACAGACCGCUACGGAGGAAGCAGGAUUCGGUGGAGGAUCGCCCGAGCUGGGUCAACGACACGCGUAUCGACGCAGACGACAUCGUGGAGAAGAUCGUACAGAGUCAGAACUUUUCAGACAUCAGUAACAAUGAAGAUAGUAACCUGAGACUGUUUGUGAGCCGAGACGGACGGACAGCGCUGAGCGGCAUCCAGCUGGGAGACAGAGUCUCUGCUGGAGUGUACGAGCCGGUCGUCAUCGAAAGCCAUUAGAUUUACACCCGUGGUGUUCCUGAGUCAUCAUGUUAUCAUCAAAACACUGAAAUAAUCACACAAAUCUACUCCAAUCACCUGUUGAAUCAGAGCAACAUCUAAAUCUAAAUUAGUCCAGAUACAUGUUUCAGAGCCAAACCACUGCAGAUGCCUGAAGCACACCUCAUAACGCUUUCCCCCGGAUCUAACAGUGUCGUGAUGCUGCACUAUAACACUAUAGUUUUUCUUCUGGAUAGAGAUCUGAUCUUAUAUCUAUGGAAGCAUGUUUCUGACAGGAUAAAAAAAAAAAAAAAAAAAAAAGGUAAUUGUGGAGAAAAAAAGUAAGAAUUGCUACAUUUAAGUUCAAAACGGCAAGAAUUACAAGAUAUAAACUCACAAUUCUGAGAAAAAAUUAUUAUUAAUUUUUUCUUUUUUUUUGUUCCAUGGUGGAAACAAAAAAAAAACUCAAUUGCAGGUCAUAAAUUCAGAAUUGAGACGUACACUUAAAAUUCUGAAUUGAAAUCUCGCAGUUCAUUUUUUGUAUCUCACUUUUUUCUUGCAAUUCUUGCAAAUCUUACUUUUUUUCCCCCUCAGAUUUGAUGGAAACAAAGCCCAAAUUGUGAAAUUCAAAAGUGGCAAUAACCUUUUUAAUUUUUUAAUUGGCUGUUGGAAACAGGCUUCCAUGCACACCCCUGAGUGCAGCUGCACAUUAUUGUCGUCUGCUUCUUCCUUUCACAUCUGUGAGUGUACUUGUGUUUCGCUGUCGUCCGAGUCUGAUGCCAUGUUUUUCAGUUGCAUUGAACACUAAGUUUUGACAUGAUAGGCUCUUUAGGUGGGCUUCUCCUGGAGCACCAGCCGGUCUGAGUGCUGUGAAAGGACCAGAGAUGUCAUCUUUAAACUUGUUGCUGUGCAGCACAAAACUCCCUCCCUACAGAUUCUAGUGUUAUAAAACCAGUUUAAUGCACUUUACAAGAUAAUCUCAACCAAAACUGUCCAGGUCACAUUGAACCUCAAAAUCACAAUGAGAAGAAAUUCUUUCUUUAUAGAGAUUUACAAUUAUAGAAAAAAUAAAGGAAUAUUUUCCCCUGAAAAUGAAAAUUUCCAGAAAAUGUGCUCACCCUCGGGUCAUCUAAGAUCAGGAUGAGUUUGUUUCUUCAUCAGAUUUGGAGAAAUGUAGCACUGCAUCAGUGUCUCAGCAGUGGAUGCUCUGCAGUGAAUGGGUGCCGUCAGAAUGAGAGUCCAAACAGCUGAUAAAAACAUCACAAUAAUCCACACCACUUCAGUCCAUCAGCUAACAUCUGGAGACAAAAGCAUUUUUGUAUUUCAAUAUUCACGAAACAAACUCCUCUACAUCUGAGGAUGAGUACAUUUUCAGCAAAUUUUCAUUUGUCUGUAUUCACAAUGAUUAUUUUCAUUUAAAUGUUUGCUUUAUUUUUAUUUUUUUCUCAUU